AGCUGAAGAAAGCCGAGCUCACCCUCACUGACAUGAAGACUUGCACUCAGGAGAUGUUUGAUCUGUUGCAGUGUGACCCCCAGCCCGUGGUGGCCAUAGUCGGAGGUGGAGAGAUCACGAGCGGCAGUGUUUCUGUGUAUUUGUCUGUCGUCGAGCAACGAGUCCACGAGCUUUUGCAGCUGCAACAGUACGUGCAGUCAGAGGACGCUCUCCCGACGUCGGCUCUCACCGACGACGGCCUUGACCAAGAUUCGGAUGGGAGGUCCUCCUCAGAAUCCUCUGCCAAUGUGGUGGUUGCCAUCGCCAAGCCCCAAUUGGUUCAUCUAGGACACGCAAAUGAUGAUGACCCUGCCAACGGGGGACCCCUGACGCACAGUGACCUGAUGUCGAACAUGAGAAGAUUCAUACCAGAUAAUGACGAUGAUGAUGAUUAAGGAAAGACUUGAAGAUUUUAAUUGUAUCUCUUUACGGCCGCCACCAAUCCUCCUUUCUAGACAGACUUAUAGAGACAUAGACUUGAAGUAUCAACUGAAUAUUUAAACCAACACAAAUCCAGCUCUUUUAGACAAAUCUGAAGUUUGGAAACUUGGAAGAUAUGAAGAGACUGAAGACUGGUAUAAUUUCUGAUUUCCUGGACUAUGAAAAAAAGUAUAAAGCUUCAAAGUGUUCACUGUAGGAUAUUUUAGGAGACAGUGAAGUAUACUGGAAAGAUGAAGCUUUAUACAUUGCCAAACUAGGAUUAUGCAUAUAGUGGGGGCAAAAAAAAAGAAUCAGAAAGACUAAAAAAAUUUGGUCAGAUGAGUGGGACAUGAGAGUCUAAUGUUAGUCUCAUCUUGUUGGAUAACUUUGUCGUGAUGAUUGACUAUAAUGCAAUACAUCUUCGAGCAAGGAAUUGGUUGAAAGGCUGGAAAGAUUUUUUUAAUCAAAAGACUCAUUUGCAAUUAUGGUGUUAUUUGAUGUUUUUGGAGCUGACGGUGAAUAUCUUUAGCUGAUAUCACCGUAACCUGCACGUGGUGAGUGACAUGACCUUCCGCCUAUCAGGACCAACAGUUAUUCACCUUAAGCUGCAAAGGGAAAACAGACUAUAGUUUUAAUGUGUGAGUUUUUAUACGAGGAUAAGUUUUCACUCUUCAUAAGUGAUUCUCACCCUACAAAUAGGAUACGGAAAUAAUACUGGAAUUAUUGUAUGCAGUUCGAUCUUUCAUUAUCCUUUGUUCCACUUCAAAAUAAUCGGAAACAAACUGGUGUGAGCAAGGUCCGUCAUAUAUAUUCUUGGGUGUAAGUAUUCCAUACAAAUGAAUUUCGUCGCGAGUAUAUAGAUGAAAGAACAUUGACUCUCUUCAAGUGUGUUUGAAAAAAUAAUGUAGACGAAACAUCUCGGUAUAAUUUAACAGUGUAUUCUAAACUAUCCGUUGGCAAUUAUUGCCUGGAGGCCAUUAGUCAGCAAAAGAAAUCACCGUAACGUGACAUACAAAGUUUAUCAAAUUUCUGUGCAAACUAUUGCUAUUUGUUGUUAUUUGACCGAUGUUUUCGAACACAUCCGCUUUUGUU
Molecule: messenger RNA, 1551 nt
Organism: Macrobrachium nipponense
Lineage: Eukaryota; Metazoa; Arthropoda; Malacostraca; Decapoda; Palaemonidae
Exons: 3
Coding region: 33-434 (133 amino acids)
Source: RefSeq, a predicted model, not a curated record